Centruroides sculpturatus (bark scorpion) is the source of this 1958-nucleotide messenger RNA. Its product is annotated as serine palmitoyltransferase 2-like. Lineage: Eukaryota; Metazoa; Arthropoda; Arachnida; Scorpiones; Buthidae. Gene Ontology annotation, biological process: ceramide biosynthetic process; sphingosine biosynthetic process. Bases 251 to 1726 code for a protein of 491 amino acids. The record is from RefSeq and is a predicted model, not a curated record. The transcript has 12 exons. Gene Ontology annotation, cellular component: serine palmitoyltransferase complex. Gene Ontology annotation, molecular function: serine C-palmitoyltransferase activity; pyridoxal phosphate binding.
GUGCGGUGACGUCAGGGGAGGUUAGGCGAGCGACGUUUCUCUUUAAAAACAGCUUCCAGAAAUGGCCACUAGGUAUGCUUAGACGCGGGGGUGCCGAGCGACGGAGUGACGACGACGCCGCUUAGUGCGCGGCUUCUACACAUGACUCGACGCAUCACACUACUCAGACACGUGUCGGACGUGUACCGGGAGAGCGGUAGAAGACGAGGGAUUCGCAAUAUGUACGUGCCAAACGUCUCAGUAUGACAUCAUGAAGUCCGAAGAAUUAGAAGAAACUCCGCUGAUCGUAGCCGUUUUGACUUACCUGGGAUACGGUAUUUUAAUUGUUUUCGGACAUCUGAGGGACCUCCUUCGCAAAAUAGGCUUGGAAGAGAAACACUCGGCUUCCGAGAAGAAUAGACAGGGAUAUGUGCCGCUAUAUAGAAGUUUCCAGUGUUUUUACACAAGAAAUCUCUUCAGAAGAGGAGCCGAUUGCGUCAACAAACCGAUCUGCAGCACCCCCGGUGCGAUAAUUGACAUAAAGGAUCGUGUGUCCAAUGACUACAACUGGCAUUUCACGAUGCCGGGUACGUCGAGCAAAGCAGUCAACUUAGGUUCCUACAACUAUUUGGGAUUUGCACAAAAUGAAGGAAAGUGUACAGAUACAGUGGAAACAUCUAUAUGUACAUACGGCGUCGGAGUGUGUACUACACGUCACGAAUUAGGCACAUUGGAUAUGCACGAAGAAUUGGAGAAGCUAGUCGCAAGAUUUCUAGGCGUAGAAGAUAGUAUAGUAGUAGGAAUGGGAUUUGCCACUAAUUCAACAUGUAUACCGGCCUUAGUCACUAAAGGGUGUCUAAUAUUAAGUGACGAAUUAAACCAUGCCUCUUUAAUUCUCGGGUGCCGACUUUCGGGCGCCUCGAUCCAAGUUUUCAAACAUAACGAUAUGGGAGACUUGGAGACUAAAUUAAGAACUGCUCUUAUUACCGGGCAACCCAGGACACUCCGUCCUUGGAGGAAAAUCAUCAUCAUCGUCGAAGGAGUAUAUAGCAUGGAGGGUACCAUAGUCAAUCUACCAGAUAUUAUUCAUCUGAAGAAAAAAUACAAAUCCUAUCUCUAUUUAGAUGAGGCCCACAGCAUCGGUGCUUUGGGCACCAGCGGCAGAGGCGUCGUCGACUAUUACGGCUGUGAUCCAAAAGAUGUAGAUAUAUUAAUGGGAACGUUCACCAAGAGUUUCGGAGCCGCGGGAGGCUACAUUGCAGGCUCAAAGGAUCUUAUUAACUAUCUACGAAGCAAUUGCUACAGUUUUAGUUAUGCUACGAGUAUGUCAUCGCCGGUUGUAUGUCAGAUAACUUCAGCUAUGAAAGUUAUUAUGGGUGAAGAUGGAACUAACGAAGGACAGCAACGAAUUACUCAGUUGGCUCAGAAUACCCGAUACUUUAGACAGAAAUUGAAAGAAAAGGGUUUCAUUAUUUAUGGUAACAAAGAUUCUCCCGUCGUACCACUAUUAUUAUAUAUGCCGGCAAAAAUACCGGCCUUCGUCCGGGAAUUACUAAAGCGCGGAAUAGCGACGGUUGGGGUCGCCUUUCCCGCCACGCCGCUCGUCGAAUCGCGAGCACGUUUUUGUAUAUCCGCCGCUCAUACACGUGAAAUGUUAGAUAAGGCACUAUCUGCUAUAGAUGAAGUUGGAGAUUUGCUCAGGCUAAAAUAUUCCCGACAUUCCAAAAACAACGUAGGUAGUCAUUGACUGUGAUAGUACAAAACCAACUCCGGAAGUGUAUGAUCUGUGUUUGUGGAGUAGGUCACAUCUGUGAAGAAUCUGAAGCCAAAUACGUACAGAAUCCCACAAAAGUCGUCAGCCUUAGUGAUGUUGGAUCGCUCUCUAAAUCCUGGAUUGUCAUUUGUCAGUUUGAUUUUGUAACCAAAUAUUCAAUCCUAUCCCCUAUAAAACUGAAAAAUAAAUGUUUUCUACAUUUCUA